GUCUCUCUCUCUCUCUUCAAUGGAGCUACAGAAAUGGUUGAAGUCUUUGAGAUUCUGAUAGAAGGCAGGUAGUAGUAUUCAUUCUGUCUUUUCUUGGAAGGCGUUUAUUCUCCCAUGAGAAGCAAAAUCAUCAUAUUAACCUCAUUUUAACCUCAUUUUCUCCGUUUCUCUCGAAUCGGUUAUGGUUUUCUUCAAAGGGAUUUUAGUGUUUCUUCUACCAACUUUUCUACUGCUCUCGGCAUCCCUUUUCUCAUUCGCAAAUGCCCAUUUUGAAGAAGGUGAGAAUGAAUACGGUGUUAUUUCUUGGGGAGCGAAAAGGUCUGUUCUUGGGUUUAACAACAAUGGAGGAAAUGUUCAGAAUAAAUCGAUGAUUUUAGCAGCUGAUAGAACCAGGAGGAAAGACCCUCUUAACAAAUUCAAUUACUACACUGGUGGAUGGAAUAUCAGUGAAGUACAUUAUUUCUCUUCUGUGGGUUUUUCUGCUGCUCCUCUCUUUGUUAUUGCUGGAAUCUGGUUUGUUGGAUUUGGCUGCUUCUUGCUUCUCUUCUGCGCCUGUUGCUGCUGCUGUUGGCGGACAAAUUAUGGUUAUUCUCAAACUGCAUAUGCAGCUUCUCUUAUUUUUCUCUUACUCUUCAGCCUUGCUGCAAUUAUUGGCUGUGUCAUUUUAUACACCGGGCAAGGAAAGUUUCAUGACAGUACGUCAAACACAUUGGGUUAUGUUCUCAAUCAGGCUGGAUUUACGGUUGAUAAUCUCAGAAAUGUAUCGAAUUAUCUAGCUUCUGCUAAGAAAGUAGGAGUGAAUCAAGUGGUUUUGCCUUCGGAUGUUCAAAACAACAUCGAUGAUGCUAAUGCAAAGAUUGUUUUUGCUGCGAAUACUCUUCAAAGUGUGACCGUAAAGAACAAGGAUAAUAUCGACAAAGUUUUAGGCGAAGUGAGGUUGGCUCUUGUUAUAGUUGCUGCGGUGAUGCUUCUUGUUGCAUUGCUUGGUUUCUUUUGCUCUGUUCUUGGAUUACAAUUCUUUGUAUACUGUUUGGUGAUAAUUGGAUGGAUUUUGGUGGCAGUUACAUUUAUCUUGGGUGGUGUAUUUCUCCUCCUCCACAAUGUUGUAGGAGAUACAUGUAUAGCCAUGGAUGAAUGGGUGAAGAACCCGACAGCACACACAGCCUUAGACGAUAUCUUACCAUGUGUGGACAAGGCAACCGCCCAACAAACAUUGACACAGAGCAAAGAUGUAACCUCCGCUCUGGUUUCAAUAGUUAAUGGGAUUAUCGCAAAUGUAUCUAAUGUUAAUGUGCCUAAUAACCUUAAGCCACUCUAUUACAAUCAAAAUGGCCCGUUGGUGCCAUUUCUUUGUAAUCCCUACAAUUCGGAUGAUGGGUCUAACCGUGCUUGUGCCAUUGGUGAAGUAAAUCUCAACAAUGCCACUCAGGUGUGGAAGAACUAUGUUUGUGAAGUUUCCAACGAUGUUUGCACAACCGUGGGGCGUUUGACACCAUCAAUGUACAACGAAAUGACAAGUGCUGUGAAUGUCAGCUAUGGCCUUUACCACUACGGACCAUUCCUCAUAGGGCUACUCGACUGCAGCUUUGUUCGAGAGACUUUUACGGUCAUAAGUAAAGAUCACUGUCCAGACCUGACCCGAUAUAGCCAAUGGGUCUAUGCAGGCUUGGCAGUUGUUGCAGGUUCUGUUAUGUUGUCUUUGGUCUUUUGGGUACUUUAUUCUAGGGAGAGAAGACAUAGGAAGUAUACUAAGCUUGUUGAUUCUUCAUCCGUUCAUAGUUCUUUUGGGGACAAGAGGAUAAGAUGAUUUUCAGAUUUUUGUUUGUUAACUUUCAGGAUUAUCUAUCUAUCUAUAUACAUAUGUGUGCAUUUGGGCUUGAUAAAUAU
Molecule: messenger RNA, 1887 nt
Organism: Impatiens glandulifera
Lineage: Eukaryota; Viridiplantae; Streptophyta; Magnoliopsida; Ericales; Balsaminaceae
Exons: 8
Coding region: 182-1807 (541 amino acids)
Cellular component (GO): plasmodesma; plasma membrane
Source: RefSeq, a predicted model, not a curated record